GGUAGACAUAUUCAACGUGUCAAUCAUUAUCUUGAUUAAAUAUUAUGAAUGUCCUCAUUGGUUGAAAAUGUAAUUGUAAACAAUCGUUACACAGGGUUUAAUAUACUUGAUAUACCAUAAAUACAGCUGUAUACAAGUGGGGCCUAUAUUCCAGAAAAUCCCGGUUUACUAAGAGAAAAAAGAUGAAAGGAAUGAAUGCAUUGGUUUUCCUCCUGGGUGUUUCCAAUGUUCUUAUUUCUUUACCCGUCCAAGGUCAAGAAAUAGUUGCCGUCAAACCAUUUCCGGAAUGUACGACAGACUCCGAUUGUGGCGAAUUUGUUAACACGGAAUGUAGACUCAAUCCAGAUGACCCUUCCUCAUCCAUCUGUACAUGCAAGGAUGGGUUCUUGUUCUGGCCUUUACCUUUCCGAGUACAAGGCUGUCUAGCCGAGUGUGAUUUUGUGAACAAGGAGAAUUCUGGAUGUAACCAUGGUUAUUGUGGAUUUGAUGGGAAUCCCUAUCCAACAUGUAUCUGCAAAAAGGGAUAUUGCGGGAAACGUUGUGAGAAAAAGGCAUGGAGAUCGUUUGAAUGAUUUGGGUGUCUGUUCGAAUAUGGGAUUGCUUGCUUCUUUGGAUGUCAAAAAAUUGCUGGCUUCCUUCAAGAAGAAACUGAAUAAUCCCUAAAAAGCUAUUUUUCCAUUGUAUCAUUAUCUUUGAAAUAAAAAUA
Molecule: messenger RNA, 706 nt
Organism: Saccostrea cuccullata (small rock oyster)
Lineage: Eukaryota; Metazoa; Mollusca; Bivalvia; Ostreida; Ostreidae
Product: protein glp-1-like
Exons: 4
Coding region: 183-572 (129 amino acids)
Source: RefSeq, a predicted model, not a curated record